GGGUGGGGUGGGUGGGUUGGGUGGGGUGGGGUGGGGUGGGGAGGGGUGGGGUGGGUGGGGGUGGGGUGGGGUGGGGAGGGGUGGGAGGUGGGGUGGGGUGGGGUGGGGUGGGUGGGGUGGGGAGGGGUGGGGUGGGUGUGGGGUGGGGUGGGGUGGGGUGGGUGGGGUGGGGUGGGGUUGGGGUGGGGUGGUGUGGGGUGGGUGGGUGGGGUGGGGUGGGGUGGGGAGGGGUGGGGUGGGGUGGGGUGGGGUGGGGUGGGGUGGGGUGGGGUGGGGUGGGGUGGGGUGGGGUGGGGUGGGUGGGGUGGGUGGGGUGGGGUGGGUAGGGGUGGGGUGGGGUGGGUGGGGUGGGGUGGGGUGGGGUGGGGUGGGUGGGGUGGGGUGGGGUGGGGUGGGGUGGGUGGGGUGGGGUGGGGUGGGGUGGGGUGGGGUGGGGAGGGGUGGGGUGGGUGGGGAGGGGUGGGGAGGGUGAGGGUGGGGUGGGGUGGGGUGGGGUGGGGUGGGGUGGGGUGGGGUGGGGUGGGGUGGGGUGGGGAGGGGUGGGGUG
This is a messenger RNA of Macrosteles quadrilineatus (aster leafhopper), 547 nucleotides long. Its product is annotated as acanthoscurrin-2-like. NCBI's taxonomy places the organism in Eukaryota, Metazoa, Arthropoda, Insecta, Hemiptera, Cicadellidae. The annotation marks the transcript as partial. The transcript has a single exon. The record is from RefSeq and is a predicted model, not a curated record.